Molecule: messenger RNA, 2842 nt
Organism: Stegastes partitus (bicolor damselfish)
Lineage: Eukaryota; Metazoa; Chordata; Actinopteri; Pomacentridae
Exons: 4
Coding region: 776-2149 (457 amino acids)
Molecular function (GO): protein binding
Source: RefSeq, a predicted model, not a curated record
CAGCAGCAGCUGCUUUACACCUCAUUUAGUUUGUUGACAUGUUUUUAAAGACUUUUUUCCCCCCAGUGCUUUAUUUUGGCAUAAAAUGCAGUACAUCAUCAUGUACAAAGUAUAUACAAAGGUAAACAUUACCACAGCAAAACACCAGAGGGAUCAAGGGUCAGAAAAAAUCGAAAAAAAGAAACAAACAAAACAAAUCAGAAAACAAACAGUCAAACAAGAGAAACCGACCUGACCAGGAAUGUCCCUAAACAGUCUGUUAUCGUUCUUAGACUGGGGCUAUACUGAGCCUCUCACAGAUGCACGCUGUUUUCAUUGCUUUUUUUUAUUCUUACUGUUUUUUAUUGACGUUGCAUGUUGGUGGAGUUCUGGGUGAAGGGUUCCAGGCUGGGUUUGGAUUCUGCCCAUUUUUUUCUUGUGGAUGUGGGAUUUGGCCACGAACAGUAUCAGUUGCACCAAAAAUGCUGUUUUUGUCAAAAAAAAAAAAAAAAAAGAUAAAAAUGUCCUUUUACUGUAGAGUGAUCGCUUGUUUUUAAAAACUUCAUUCAAACGGCGUUAAAAACAAAUGACGUCAUCAGGCCGCGACGGUGUGAACAGCCGUUAGCCUGGAUCUAUGGCCGUUCGCGGCUCCUGACGGUCGCGGCGCAAACAGCGGCUAAAUCUCACUGCCGGUUCUCAGCACCGCGUCCACACGCAGCAGAGGCACAGCCGUGGUCUGCCCGCGCUCCGCAGCCCCGAGGCGGCCUGAGCCGCGGCCGUUCACCGUAGCUGACCGAUGGACGGGCCGCCGCCGCUGCCGCCGGAGCUCUGGGUGUCCGUGUUCAGCUACCUGAGCACCGAGGAGAAGCACACCGUGCGCACCUGCUGCAGGUACCUGAAGAAGCUCAUUGACCACCCGUCCCUGUGGCGGGAGCAAACCGUGGUCCUGUCCGACCUCCGCCGCUACACCUACGGCUUCUGGGACACGCUGCUCCGCCGCAAGCUGACCCGGGUGGCGGUGCGACACCUGCGGCGGAAAGAGUGGCGGCGCCUCGUCAAGUUCCUGCCGACGCUCACCGCCGUGGUGUUCGUGGACGGAGGGCGGCUGUACAAGGAGAAGUACAUGAACAACCUGGCCCGCUUCCCCGAGCUCAGGGACAUCGGGGUGCGGAACGCCACCUGGGAGGAGCCGAUGCUGGGCCGGAGUGUCACCGCGCAGCUGCGGGAGCGGCUGACUCACCUGAGCGUCUGCAACGUCCGGCUGCCGUGCACGGUGCAGUUCAUCAACACGGUGUCUCACCUGGACAACCUGCGGUACCUGCUCUUCCACCAGCAGGGGGAGGGCUACGGGCUGGACACGGUGCGGCCGGUGCCCUGCGAAGUCUUCCACCAGCUGCUGCUGCGCCUGCGCAAGCUGCAGCACCUGUCCUGGGGCAUGAGGGGGGAGCCGUCCGAGCCGCUGCCCGACCACUACCUCAGCCCGCCGGACCCGCAGCAGCCAGGAGCGGCCCGGUACGGCGGCCCGGUGCUGACCAGUCUGGAGCUGGUGGACUACCCAGAACCCCUCCUGCCCGAGAACGCGCUGAGCGCUCUGACGUCGCUGCGCUCGCUGACGGUCCGGUACCGGUACAUCAGGGAGGGCAUCAGCUGCCGCCUGCGGUCGUGGCUCGGUCCUCUGAGGCAGCUGGACACGCUCACCAUCAUCGGUGGGAACUCUCUGGCCACCUACACGACCACCAUCCCGCCCAGCGUGACCAGGCUGACGCUGCGAGUCGCCAUAACGCUCAAAGACAUGGACUCCAUUGCACCAAAAGUCCCGGGACUUAAGCACCUGGACAUUGAACAGAACCGGUCCAGUGGCAGCCUCUGCAGACGGAUCCCGAUGCUGUUUCCUGAGCUCAGGACUCUCCGGAUACGAUUUUUCCGCCGGAAGCCGGAGAAAGACCUGCUGAGUCUCCACCGACUGCGACACCUGGUGCAGCUGGAGCUGCUGGUGGAGCGAUCCUUCAUCCUCAGAGAUUACCUGAACGGUCACCCGUGGCCGAGUCCCUGCGUCCGGGAGCUGAUCGACGAACUGCGACAGCUGUCCAAGAACAGGAUCACCGUCAUCACCGCCAUGCGGCAGAGAAACCCUCUGAGAGAAUGUGACUGCGUCUGGGAAGGCGACUGAGGCAGCGACAGCAAACUUCUUGGAACACGAAGAAGGCGGCUCUCCGAGUCGGGAACAGGAGUCACGAGUCACCAAGAUGAAAAGAAUCAGAAAAGCUGUUGGUCCCAGCAGGGGCUGAAUGUUGAGAAGGAGCCUGAAAGGUGGCUGCUGCUGUUCACACAAAGAGCCUGAAGCUGAAGGUGGAGCCAGAGAGGUUCAGUCAGCUGGUUCUGAACUGGUCAAACAUCCAAACAAAUCCUUCAUUGAACAUUUCCUUCAUGUCCUCAGGCUUCAUCAGUGAAACAUGAAUGGCAUGUCAAAAAGAAAGGCAGCAGAUACUGCUGAGUGUCUGACUCCUGUCUGGUCACAGAUCCAGUUUAUGUAGGACGGAGAGAAGCAGCAGUUAUGAGAAGUUUAAACUUCUUUAAUUUGGUUUUCUGUCAAAACCCUUAAAACACAACAAAGUCUGGUCAAGAAGCUGCAACGUGGAAGCAGCAGAACCACGGUAGGACUCAACCACAGAAGAUGUUGGUGGACUGAAAUCAGAGCUGAUGGAUUAAUAAUAAAAUCAUUGAUCAGAUCUAUAUGGCGCUUCUCUGGACACUCAGAGACGAUUAAUCCUAGAAGGCUGCUGAACUGGAAACACCAGAGGAGGGUUGUUACAGAUGUACCUGACAAGUGUGAUGUUCUGUAAUAAACUUAGUUCUGUGAGAA